UCGCCCGGUCAUCACACCUCGAGCAUCCUCCGUGUCGUCCGGAUACGCUCCACGUUCUCCAGCGUCGUUUCGUCCGCUUUUGUCGCAUCUCGCGAUACCGGUCCAAUCGCAUCAUUAAGAGCCGCAAAAAGUGGUCGGUCCGAGUUCAUGUCCGUUGAGUAGGAAAUAAUUUGACGAAUUCGGAGUCAAAUCGGUAUCCCGCAGUUUCCGAAGUCGUUACCUUCGAUUGGAAUCGUGCGGAAAUUUAAUCGGAAUCGAGCAGAAGGCAUCUUGCUAGACAGAGUAGAGAGUAGAUUAAAGUCGUGUUUAAAGUGAACCCGAGAAGUUCACGAGUUGGAAGGCAACUCGAGGAAGUCUAGGCGCUUAUCAAUGUUAUCAAUCAACAUGCGCGUAUUCAAGACUGUGCUGCUUAUCGCGUUCCUCGGUGCGAGCGUACAAUGCUUGCCCGUCACCGACAAGCUAACCGAAUCUAAGAUUGAGAACACCUCGGUGGUCCCGCAGGAAAUAGCCGCAACCACGGCCGCGCCUACAUCCACAUAUCCCGAUACCACCGAUUACUACGACCAGAGGCAAAACGGAAGCGAGAAUUAUCGCAUUCACGUGGACGGUGUCGUACUCGUAAUCGCGCCGGUCGAGGCAUUGCUCUUGGCUGGCGCCGCUGCCACCACAGAACCACCGAAUUUAUCAAUUCCCAGCCUGGAUGGAUCCUCGACUCAGUCCGUCAGUGAUCUGGACAAACCCGGCGUUGAUAGUAUCCACAACAAAACCGAUCCGGUGAUCUCGAAGACAAUACACAAACCAGCUCUACGGUUGGCGAAUUUCUUUGCGCCUUUCAUACGUCACUUUCAACACGAGCGAGGCACGAGUGUGCACUAAAAUGACUCCUCAAUACUCACAAUUCCAAUACGCAUAGUUUCUUCUGCUUAGAGCAUAUAUUAAAAAAACGGGAUAGGAUAUCUGCAUCUACAGGGAUGAUGGACGAGUACUCGUAGAAUAUAACGUGUAUGAUCGACGAUCGACUCAAUGUCGUACCACGCAUUUACAUAGCAUUUAGUAUCAAUAAAGGGAUAUGUGCCGAUUAAUAUUAAUGAAUUCAUUCCUCUGUAAUUUAAAAGAUUAAAUACAUAAAAUUAUAGAAAUGAUGAUUUCAUUGACAUGACAUUUUCUUUAUCAAUACAAUGCAACAGAUAAUUAUAAUGCAGUACCCACAUAUGUAUUUACAUGUUACUUUACGUAAACCAACAUUAAAUACAAGAUUUACUUGUUAAAA
Molecule: messenger RNA, 1270 nt
Organism: Pogonomyrmex barbatus (red harvester ant)
Lineage: Eukaryota; Metazoa; Arthropoda; Insecta; Hymenoptera; Formicidae
Source: RefSeq, a predicted model, not a curated record